AUGGGAUCAGUUUGUGCUAAGAAAAAAGAAGCGAGAAUUAAUUAAGUCAUUUAAGAACAAUCUGCCUCACCUUAUAUGCCUGAUCAAUAAACUUCCUUAUUACUCUAAGAUAAAAAGACUCAACCUUAAAAAUUACUUAAGGUCAAGAUCCCUAAAGUAAUCUAUUUUCAUUAGUUCUUUCUUAGAAAAACAAAAAAGUAAGAGAAACUGUUAAGGCAGUCACACUGAAAAAUGAAGAAGUAUAUAUACAUUUAAAUAUAUCUAUUUAGGGAUAAAAGAUGUUAAAUGAUUACGUUUUCGAUGAAUUUUUAGGUUAAGGUGCUUUUGGUAAAGUCAAAUUGGCAUAUAAGAAAGGAGAUCCCUCUCAAAGAUUUGCUAUUAAAAUACUUAAAAAGAGCAAACUUAAAAGACAAAGGGAAUUUGUUAAAGAUGCUAAUGGAAGUAUAACUACUCAUUCUAUUUUAUUAUAGAUCUUGUUGUUAAAGAUGCAUUAUAAGAUGUUAGAAAGGAAAUUGCAAUAAUGAAAAAAAUAAGACACAAAAACCUUAUUUAACUUUAUGAAGUGAUUGAUAAUCCUACUAGUGAUAAAUUGUUUAUGGGUAAAUUUCUUCAUUUUUAUACUCUAGUUCUUGAAUUUGCAGAAGGAGGUCAACUGAUUGAAUGGGAUGAAGAUGAAGGCAAAUUUUAUAAAUUAAAUGAAGAUGAAGAAUUAACAGAAGAUAUACUUUCUUCACUUUUUAGAGAUUGUAUUAAAGGCUUAGCAUUCUGUAUUUAUUUAUUCAUAUAUAUUAGUACAUAAAAAUAAAAUUGUACAUAGAGAUCUCAAACCAUAAAAUGUAUUAAUGUCAGGUAAAACAGCUAAAAUUGCAGAUUUUGGAGUUUCAUAAGUUGUGGGUUCCAAAAAUGAUGUACUCGAAAAUACAUAAGGAACUUAUUAUUUUAUGCCUCCUGAAGCUUGUGAUAAAGAAACAGCUAAAGAUGGAUAUUCUGGUAGGGCUGCUGAUAUUUGGGCACUUGGUAUUACCUUUUUUGCUUUCACAUACUUAAAUGUCCCUUUUACUGGAAAUAGUAUCCCUGAAAUACUCAAGAAUAUAUCAUAAAAUGAGUACAUCAUUAUUCAAAUAUAUAGAGUGGUUUUCCCUGAAAAUUCUGUUAUUAGUGAUGGACUUAAAGAUUUUAUACAUUUCAUUUUAAAUAAAGAUCCAAAAAAAAGACCAACAAUCAAUGAAAUUGCUAAACAUCCUUGGAUUAAUUAAAGUUCUGCCAACUUAUUAGAUGAAAUGUAUAAUACUAUGAUAUCUCAAUAAUAGGGAUUAAGAAGAAAAAGUUAUGGAAGUCUCAUAAGUUGAUAUUGAUAAUGCAUUUUCUUUAGUUUCAUUGAUGAAAAUUAAAAGUUGGGCAUAAAAAUGGAGAACUGAAUCUAAUCUAAAAAAAGCUGGACCAUAAAAUGGAGUUGAAGAAAUAGAGAUUAAAUGA
Messenger RNA from Paramecium primaurelia, 1476 nucleotides. The record is from the annotation of a GenBank genome assembly. Lineage: Eukaryota; Ciliophora; Oligohymenophorea; Peniculida; Parameciidae.